Molecule: messenger RNA, 1409 nt
Organism: Psammomys obesus (fat sand rat)
Lineage: Eukaryota; Metazoa; Chordata; Mammalia; Rodentia; Muridae
Gene: Ccdc159
Product: coiled-coil domain containing 159
Exons: 13
Coding region: 140-1342 (400 amino acids)
Source: RefSeq, a predicted model, not a curated record
AAGACCACGCCCUUCUCUGUGACUCCACCUUCGGCCUCUCUUGUGUUUUCCAGUGAUGGUGUCCUCAGGGCAUCAGAACUUCGCGUCACAGCUGGGGUCUGGCUUCGAGGUCCUUGAUGGGAGAGCAUGAACAGGUGGUAUGUGUGACCCUCUUUUGGCCGGCCUACCCCGAGACCCUGACUACUGUGUAUCUCACUUCUGCCUACAUCCCUCACUGUCUGUCACAUGUUGGCCUGACAACGAGCAGGAGCAGGGGUCCUCCUCAGAGAAGGCUUUGGACUGUAUGACCCACUUCUCCAGGAGCUUGGAAUCUGAGGGUGUGAGCACUGCUUCUGAACAGGCAGCGAGGAAGAGUGUGGGCUGGCCGGCGGAGUGGGACUCAGAACCUCAGCCUCAUGAGGGUACAGCCUGCCCCAACUCAGACCAGUACAAGGAGCGUUGUCAUGACCAAGACCUUGUGAAGAGGAGUCACAACCCAGCCAAGAAGUGUCUGGAGCCCUGCUCUUCUAAAGUAAAAGUUAAGAACAACAUGCUUAUUCCUGACUCUCAGAAGCUCUUGCGGUGUGAACUGGAUUCUCUCAGGUCCCAGCUGCAGGCUCAGACUAAGGCUUUCGAGUUCCUGAACCACUCUGUGACCAUGCUGGAGAAGGAGAGCUGCCUACAACAGAUCAAGAUCCAGCAGCUUGAAGAAGCGGUGAGGCCCCUGAGCCGCCAGGGAGAGAAGGGGAGCUGUAAGUGGAGCAAGGAGCAGUGUCGGCAGCAGGAGCUGUACGGGGCCCUGGCCCAGGGCCUGCAGGGGCUGCAGAAGACAAUGAAGGAAGGUGAGGAGCUGCAACAGGCCCGGACCACUCGCUGCCUGCAGCUGUUGGCCCAGGAGAUCCGGGACAGCAAGAAGUUCCUGUGGGAGGAACUGGAGCUGGUGCGGGAGGAGGUGACUUUCAUCUAUCAGAAGCUCCAAGCCCAGGAGGAUGAGAUCUCAGAGAACCUCUUGCAUAUCCAGAAGAUGCAGAAAACACAGGUGAAGUGCCGCAAGGUGCUGACCAAGAUGAAACAGCAGGUGUAUGAGCCGUCUCCAUGGCCAGAGAGUGAGGAGGUGCCUGCAGAAGGCAGUGGCUGCUGGAGGGAGGAGCUACAGAAGGAGCUGAGAGACAUAUGGUCUGCUGUCCACAGCCUGCAGAACUCUAUCGACAGUCUCGCCUUGUCCAUGGGUACCAGCCCCAGAGCCUCCAGCGUCAGUGGCCGCAAGGGACAACAGUGCAUGAGUUCUCAGUGGCCCUCCUGGGACUCUGAUUCUGACUGGGAGAGACCUUUCAGCAAGAUUGGAUCCUAUGCUCCCGCUUGAGCAGCUGGGACUGCUUGCCCUGAAGACCCCUCCAGAGAGAAAAUAAACUAGCUGAGACCUUCCUCCA